Messenger RNA from Lathyrus oleraceus (garden pea), 825 nucleotides. RefSeq lists its product as uncharacterized. The transcript is spliced from 4 exons. The record is from RefSeq and is a predicted model, not a curated record. Bases 1 to 825 code for a protein of 274 amino acids. Lineage: Eukaryota; Viridiplantae; Streptophyta; Magnoliopsida; Fabales; Fabaceae.
AUGGGAAAUGUCAAGGUCAAAGUGAAGAAUGGAAAAACUGCUCUAAUCAAGGAUGUUUGGUAUGUUCCUGGCAUGAAAAUAAAUCUGAUGAAUGUAGGUCAUCUAAUUAAGAAAGGUUUCUCAGUUAUUAUGAAGGACAAUCUCUUGAAGUUGUAUGAUUCUGAUCAGAAGCUGAUUAUGCAGACUGAACAGGGAAGCAACAGAAUAUUCAAGGUGAAUGUGGAAGCAACUGAAACUAAAUGCCUAAGUGUGGAAGGUGUUAAAGGUGACUGUGAGUUGUGGCACAAGAGAUCGGGGCAUCCGAACUUCAGAAGCUUAAGGUAUCUGAGUUAUAAGAAGUUGGUACAUGAAAUUCCUAAGAUUGUAAAGCCUAAGAAGUCAUGUGUUAUAUGCAUGAAAGCUUCACUUGGAGAAAAUAAUUAUUUUGUUCCAUUUAAGGAUGAGUUCAUAAGAAUGACAUGGAUAUCACUCAUCAAGUUUAAGUAUGAGGUGUUUGUUAAGUUUCAGAAGUUCAAGAAGUUCAAGGUGAAAGCUGAAAAACAGAGUGGUCAGAAGCUGAAAAUUCUCAUAAUUGAUGGUGGGGAUUCUGAGUCUGAAAAUGAGCCAGAGUCUGAAGGUGACACUGAUGCUAAAGUUGAGUCUGACUUUGAAGGAGAAUUUGAUGAUUUAGAUUCUGACAAUGAUUCAGAUUCUGAGGAUGAUCCAGAUUCCGAAGAUGAUCUAGACUCUGGUGGUAAUCUAGCCUCUAAAGGUAGACCUUCUGAAGGCACACCCUCUAAAGUUAUAGUUUCUGAAGGUGGUUCUGCUUCUGAAACUAGGCCAUAG